This is a messenger RNA of Xiphophorus maculatus (southern platyfish), 643 nucleotides long. Its product is annotated as urokinase plasminogen activator surface receptor-like. The coding region runs from base 23 to 643 and encodes 206 amino acids. The transcript is spliced from 5 exons. NCBI's taxonomy places the organism in Eukaryota, Metazoa, Chordata, Actinopteri, Cyprinodontiformes, Poeciliidae. The record is from RefSeq and is a predicted model, not a curated record.
UCGCUAAUAAUUCACCAGCAAAAUGUUCCUCUUCACUUUGGUGUUACUGUUUCUACCGGAAGCUGACACCCUGAAAUGUUAUGAAUGUUUAUCAAGUAGCCCUGGAAUUUGCACUGGGAAAACAACUGAGUGUCCCUCACAGGAUUAUCGUUGUUCAGCAGUAACAACAGAAGUCGCAAUUAAAGAUGGCGUCGUGGUUCCUAUUGUCAACUUCAAAGGUUGCAUGAUGCCUGAACUAUGUGUUGAAAACUCCGUCAACUACGGAACUUACAAAGUGGUGAAAAAUAGCGUCUGCUGCAAUGGAGACCUCUGCAACGCUCAAAUACCUGAGUACAAGUCCACUCCAAAUGGAAAAAAAUGCUUCACGUGUGAGGGAGAAAACUGCAUGAAAACUCUUAAAUGUGAAGGGAAUGAAAACUACUGCGUCACAGCAACAAGAGCCCAAUAUGAAGGAAAAAAUGUGACGCUGAAGGGAUGUGCCUCCAAGUUGAUCUGCUCAAAUCAGCGAGCUUCACGGGUGAAUCAGUUCAGCACAGAACAGCUUAGCUGCUGCCAGGGCGACUACUGCAACAGCGCCAGUAGAGCCUUUACCUACCUUCUGCUCCUGUUGGUGCCUCUGUUGUUUUCUAACUUAUUUUCUUAG